Messenger RNA from Schistocerca serialis cubense, 3262 nucleotides. RefSeq lists its product as uncharacterized. The record is from RefSeq and is a predicted model, not a curated record. NCBI's taxonomy places the organism in Eukaryota, Metazoa, Arthropoda, Insecta, Orthoptera, Acrididae. The transcript is spliced from 11 exons. The coding region runs from base 430 to 2883 and encodes 817 amino acids.
GAAUGAGUUUCGAGGCUGUGUAGUGUUUUACGUCGAUUUGUAUUUAUACAGGUCACAAAUGUUUUGCGUUUGUAAAAUUUAUUUAUCUUUGUUUUAAUACCUCGUAGUUCAUCUUUAUGCUUUUAAAAAGACGUAUAGUUUUUGCCUGAUUAGUGUUAUCUCAAGUAACAAAGUUUAGGCUGCUUCCUAAAGUCUGUAAACAAACGACAUGUCCGCUAUAUGAUCAUGCACCUGUCAAACUAGCGUAAAUAUGACCCUCAAGUGCUUUAACGAUAAUGCAUCGACGGGAAAUAACGGGCGAAGAAUACCGACUACAGUACCUGCAUUCAGGGAGAAUGGCAUCUUGCGAGUUUUCAGAUACCGGAUAUGAUUCAUUUGCUGGUAUUGAAAUACAGUGACUAGCCUAAUUAUGCUGGCGAUGUUGCAAGGAUGUUACCUAUUGAUAUCUGGCCGACAUGGGUGAUGUCGAUAGGCGUGGUUGUUCCACUAGUCGCUGCCCUAGCAGUGUGUAUUUGUGGAUGCAGGAAGACCGUUCCCAAGAAUGAGUUACUGGGCCUUGAUGGUGUUGUGAAAAUAACAAAUCCAGAAGAAAACUUAAACCAUAAUCACCAACCAAGUGAACUCAAUGACACCACAGUAACUGUUCGAAGCACUACACCAGUUACAGAUUCUAAUGAUAUAAGUAGAAGACCUGCUAGCGCAAAUAGAAGCCUACCAGACAUUCCUGUUGACUCGGAUAGGUCACAGGUGGAGAGCAGAUUGCCUCUUUGGGAGCAAGAACCAAAUGGUGAUACGAGUUCGGAGCUUUAUGCUACAGUUGGAGAAAAUAAGAAUGUGACCCACCCACUCUUAGCUCGACCACUGCCACAAAAUGAUGCACCUACCACUUCACAGCAAGAAACCUUAGCAGAAACUGCAGAGAGAAACCUGCAGCCAGCAGACUCAUUUCCAUCCUAUGCAACUGUGAAGUCGGAGCAUCCUUAUGACAAGUUGAAGUCAAAUGAACAUCCUUAUGCUCAAGUUGGAUCCUCUGUUCAAAAUACAUCAGGACGUGCAGUGGAAUUAAGGCAUGAGGAGCAUGUGAGAAAUGCUUCAUCAGUACCUCCAGCACAAAUAGAGUGUGAACCAAUUCCACCUCCUCGGACUCGACGAGCUGUCUCAUUGAAUCCUCCACCAGUGGAGCAAGCUUCUCAUGAGAUUCCAGCUGCCCCAGCAAUAAUGGGCCAUAUUCACGCCAAUCAAGAUCUUCCUUACAUGACGCCACCCAUGCCUGGAUUCAGUGGAGAUUCACAGGAUUCCAAAGGCUACACAAGCAUAAGUGUGCGUGAACCUCUAGCAAAAAUCAAAGCUCAGACAAAGGCGGCAAAUCAGCGCAGCAGGACACAGGAACUUGUGGACUCUCAUUAUGCCACUGUCUCUGAUGAUUCAGCCAAACAACUAGAAGUAGCUCAUAAGAAGAUCACUUUCUAUGGUACUCAGCUUUUCAUGUUAAACGAUUAUUAUUCGUAUGAAAUGUAUGCUGCAAUUGAAGAUCCUGGAAUGGAAUACACUAGUGGGAGUGACACGUAUGCACAGAUACAAACAACAGUACCUGAAGUCAUCCCAGCACCUGCACCGGUGGUCGAUCCAGAAGAAAUUAAUCCAGCAAGCUCUGCAUUUCCCCCCCAGCCUCCAAGUGUAGACAGUUUACGACAUGUUGCACAAGCACAUUCACGUCAAGCAUCAACAUCGAGUGCAACAAGCUCUGUAAUUAAUUUGGGUUCACCAAAACCAGAGAAGCGUCAGGCAAAUUCUCCCUUACCUCCACCACCUGUUGGCAGUCCAGAGCUUAGAUAUACUGUACCUGUUACAAGUCUGGAAGAAAUGUAUGCAAAGGUGAUGAAGAAGAAACACAAAUCAGCUAGUCAGGUGGAGACCCCCACAGAACUAGCUGGACAUCCUCAGCAAUCUGGAGACACUAGUCUGCUUGCAGAAGCUACUGCUAUAAAUGAGUGUAUUACCCAGAUUGAACCAAUUAGUGACAGUUUUGGUACUGUAACAACAAGCAAAGCUGUCCCAGUAGAAGAAACCAGUAGCAGUGAUUUAUGUGCAUUACCCCAAGUGCAAACUGAAAUCCAAAAUGAGAGUGCUGUAUAUGAACACCUCCCAAAGCAAGGAAAUUUCAAAGAACAGGAACCUGGAUAUGAAAGUGUUGGGCCCAAUAGUUUAGUUAUGCCAUACGACCCAGGUUAUGAGGUUGUACAUCAGGUCCAGCGUAAUCCUUCAGACUGUGAUCCGAAUUAUGAACAGCUUCGGCCACAGCGCAAAACUGAUCCUCAUCACUACAAUACAGACAACAGAGAGGAGGGUGGUAUGAAACAUGAAUACAAAGGCACAGACAGUGGGCAGAAGAGAACAGAUUUACAUACGGGCUUCACGAGUGUAAAUCUACCAGAGAUGACAUUAACUACUGAUGAACCAAAUUAUGAGAGUAUGACCAGUGAUACUCAUGAACCUAACUAUGCUGUAGUUUCAGGAACAUCAGGAGGAGAAUCUGAUUCAGCCUAUGAAGUUGUUCACCAGGAUGAUCCUAACUAUGAAAGUGUUAAUUACUUCGAUGUCAAUAGUGUUGAGCCUCCAUAUGAAAGGCUCCAUAACGAAGAAGCAAGAGACUCUGAUAGUGAAACUGUUUCAGGUUAUGAGAAAGUAAAACUACAUUGCAACAGCUCACUUAGUACGUCACAGAGUGAGCAAAUCUCAAAUUAUGUUUCACAGCAAAAUGCUGAACCAGGUUAUGAAGAAGUGAGACACACAUCCAGUACUGCAGUUGAUAAUGGGAGUUCAGACUAUGGAAGUAGUGCUAAUAGCAACAUUGAUAUUUAUGCUCGUAUUACAAAAAGCUAAGUGAGGUGCAUAAGAAUAUCAUUGUGUUGCAUGUCCAGUAUUAUGUGUGAAUGUUUGUGUGCGACUGCUUUUCCAUUAUUGCUGUGCGUGUGACUUGUAACUUUUUCGAUGACAGUUUAUAAAAAUUGUACAGUGAUAUUAACUGCCGUUUUAUAAUCAGAUUCUUACAUAUUAUUUAUUAAUAUUUUCAUUAAAUUUUUUAUACUGAAAGUCAUCAUUGCCAUUUUUCACAGAGUACCUAAUAUAUACAUAUAGAAAAAUAUGAAUUGUUGAUUUAUUUAGUAUAUUUAUGAUACAUUAUACAAAUCAUUAAAGUUUCCAAUUAUUGUGGUGUAAAAAGCAAAUUAUUUAAUUUUUCAUUAAAUUAUUUUAAUUCUGA